This is a messenger RNA of Ostertagia ostertagi, 354 nucleotides long. Lineage: Eukaryota; Metazoa; Nematoda; Chromadorea; Rhabditida; Trichostrongylidae. The record is from the annotation of a GenBank genome assembly.
AUGGGUGGAAAGAAACCGAAGACUACGAAGACACCGAAGGCACCGAAGACACCGAAGACACCGAAGACACCGAAGACACCGAAGACACCGAAGACACCGAAGAAACCGAAGAAACCGAAGAAACCGAAUAAACCGAAAAAGCCGAAGAAACCGAGAAAGACGAAGAAACCAUACACUCGGCCACAGACACACACAGUGCAACGUGGCGCAUCAUCUUCGUUGCCAUUCGUCAAGCUCGUGACAACUGCUGAACAGGAAAACAAAUCCACGUUUCCAAUGACCACCUCAACUUCGCAUCGAAUUUCGUCCACCAUUGAAGCUACCUCCGCUGUGACAACAAGUAUUGAAGACUAG